Mytilus trossulus (common blue mussel) is the source of this 12938-nucleotide messenger RNA. RefSeq lists its product as uncharacterized. The transcript has 53 exons. Bases 174 to 6521 code for a protein of 2115 amino acids. NCBI's taxonomy places the organism in Eukaryota, Metazoa, Mollusca, Bivalvia, Mytilida, Mytilidae. Gene Ontology annotation, molecular function: metal ion binding; nucleic acid binding; ATP binding. Gene Ontology annotation, biological process: germ-line stem cell division. The record is from RefSeq and is a predicted model, not a curated record.
CUUCCCCUGGAUGCUGCAGAUGAUAAGUGGCACAUGUAUGGAAAAACAAUUUCAACUUUAAAUAAAAGUUUAAUGUUGGACCUUGCAAAGAAGAUUCAAAGAGUUACGUAUUGUACAGUGGUUUAAGAUAUGAGUGAUGUCAUAGAUGCUUAGAAUCAUAUUAUACAAAGAAGAUGAUAACUAUCCAGAUACUAGAGAUAAACAGCCCAGGUCACUUCUUCUGUAGAGAAAUAGAUAGUGAAACAGCAUCUUUGGAACAUCAACAUUUCCUACAAUUGCAAGAAGAUUUAAAUCAAGUCUACAACCAGGAACAAACUGUUCAACAGCAAUAUAUACCAUCAAAAGGUGAAAUUUGUAUAGCUUUCAGACAAAGGGACAGAAAGUGGUACAGAGUAAGGAAUGAGGGUGUUUUUGCCAGAAAAUAUGGACAGGAAGCUUGUUGUUACUUUGUUGAUAAAGGUGGAGAAACUGAAUCUAUAAGUGUCAGAUGGAUACGGAAGUCACUGGAAAGGUUUCUGAAGCUUCCUUUUCAGAUUAAAGAGUGCUCUGUGUUUGGUGUGAAGGCCUUGACACUGGCAAUUCAGGAAGAUCUGUCAGUGGCAGAAAAAUCAUGUUUGAAGUGGGAUGACUCUGCAACUACAUGUAUGGAAGCAUGUGUAAAAAGAUCAGUCUCAGCUAGUGCUAAGGUAUUGUACACAGACAAUACAGGAAGGAUGCAUAUCAUCUUAUACCUCGAUAAAGGUGGGGAAACUUAUAAUUUCAAUGAUUUGCUAGUUGCAAAAAGAUAUGCAGUCACUGAUGAAACAGAUGGCCAGGUAGCCCCAGAUCAAUCAAAAACGACAAUGACCAGAAAUACCAAAUUCUUACAGACCCUUUUGGCUGAAGAACAGAACGCAAGUUUCAGUGACAGUGAAAUAUUUGGAAGGCAUCAUAUACCUUCCACCUCACAUUCUGACACUGACGAUAUUAUAGCACUGAAACAAUUCACAGGUCAAGAAUAUUUAUCUGAUACAAACUAUAAGGGUAGUAGUUCUAGCUCAACUCUUAUAGGAAAACCUCCUAAAAUGAAAAUGUCCCCUACAAAAAGACGGGAAAGAAGAUCUGAAGAUUCUUCUGACUUUAAACAGAUUUUCAUUAGUGAUCAGGAUUCAAAAAGUGAUGAUAAUAGAUCUCAGAGAAAAAAUGAAAACUCCAGAUUUGUUACAAAACCAGGUUUAUCAUUGUCAGGAAAUGUUUCAGACACAGGCAUGAUUGAUGUGAGGAAUGUAAAUAGAAAUAAUCUACAAGUGCAUAAUUCAUACAGUGACACAGAAUCAUUAUCACGAGGGAGAAGUUUAUCUCCUACAGCUAUAACUUUAGGAAGAGGAAGAGCUAGUUCACCUUUAAACCUUUGUAAAGAGAGGUCACCUUCACCAAUGACCUCAAGUAGAGGAAGAUCACCUUCACCAAUGACCUCGAGUAGAGGAAGUGCACCUCCAGUAUCUUCAGCAUUGCCACCUACAGGCAGGGGAAGAGGACAAUUAGAUAUUCUAAGAUUAGCUAAGCAUUUACGUUUGCCUCCAUCAUCUCCAAGUUCUACCUCUGAUUCUGAUCAUAAAAGCCCAACUAGUCCUCAAAUUAAUACGUCCCUUUUUAAUAAACUAAGAGAUAAUGCUGUAUUGUCCAGUUCAUUGGACAGUGGUGGAGCUAGACACAAAGUGUACAGAGGUGUACCAGGACAGUUUGAGGAUUCAGAAUCUGACUCAAGUGCAGCUCUAUCAAAUCAAAACAGUGGACUUGACACUUUACUGAGAAAAGACACAAAUGUUCCCUUGACCAGGGGUCGCCUACCUAAAGCUGCUCUGAGUAGAAUAGGUUUGUCAUCAGGUAGUGAUACAGAUCAUUCUAAAAACAUUUCAUCGAUUCUAAAAAAGAACCAACAACUAGCUUUUACAGGAAGUGGCAAUCAAGACACAAAACAGGAAAUGAGAAAUGAAGAAAUGUCUGACAUGGAUCUUUAUGAAUCUCCAAAGAAAGAAAAGUCAUCUGUAAGAUUUAGUGAUGAUGUUGCCAGUUCAUCAGGAGCAGAGAUUAGUCCAUCCAAAAAGAAAUCCCCCAGUUUGAGAAAUAUGACAGAAGAAGAAAAGCGAAGAGCUGACAUGAUCAGUAAACAGCAAGGACAUCAACUUUUAAGUAUAUUAAAACCCAGCUGUAACACAACAGGAAUACUGGGAGGAGUUUCACUUAUGGGAAUAGAGCCUGUUAGAAUGGAUAACUUAGACCAGGUGCUUGUCCAUAGUGCUGAUAGAAUUAAUCCUAUUACUGAUCUGAAAGAUGCACCUAUUGGCAAGUUAAUGAGAGAGGCAUUACGUCAAUUAGAUUUUCCUGCACCAAGACUUAUACAGGCUUAUGCUUGGAAAUGUAUUCUGCGUGGAAUGAACUUUGUUGGAUUGUCUCCCCCUGAUUCUGGGAAAACACUAGGCUACUUAAUUCCUAUCAUCUCCCAGAUACUCAACACUGGGAGGUAUGCUACUCUGCCUAAAGGACCAGGGCCAUUUGCUGUAGUAUUGGUGCCAUCUUGGAAGAAAAUACGACACUUGUUAUGUGUUACUCAUGGUUUGUUACAAGGAGAAAAAAAGAUCCGAAUCAUUGAACUGUAUGGUUCAGGAGAAGAUCUAAAAAUGUGUCCUUUGAUAAAUGGUUGUGAAAUCUUAUUGUGUACUCCACCCAGCCUGAAACGUGUAUUAGAACUAAAUUAUGUUCAUCUCAACAGAUUGUGUCAUUUGGUAGUUGAUGAUGCAGAGGUGACAUUAAAUAAUUUUACAGAGGAGGUGAGAUUCAUUGUAAAAACUUACAGUGAUGAGCUAAGAAAGCAAGAUGAUCGAACUGCUCCCCAGCAGCUGAUGUUAUUUGGUACACAGUGGGAAUCCAAGGUCCAGAGUUUUAUCAGUUCAUAUAUGUGUGAACCUAAAAUUGCUAUAACUUCCAGAUAUGAAGCUUCAUUGUAUGGAAAAGUGCGACAGAUACCUGUGGUGUGUCACCAUAUGCAGAAACCCAACAAGUUCCUUGAUAUAUUGGAUGAUAUCCUAAAAGAAAACUGUAAACUUAUUAUAUUUGCCUCAAAAGUCAACUUGGCAUGUAAUGUAUACAAGCUUUUACAGUCUCGUUCACUCUGUGCUAUGCUUGCUCAUGAUAGUAUGGACAAAUUUGACAUUGAAGAGAAGAGCUCGAGUUGGUAUUGUGAUGAAGGGGAGGAGCCAAUUAUUUUGGUUGCCACAGAUGGCAGUAUACCACAUCUUUAUAUCAAUAAUGCCACCACUAUCAUCCAUUAUGAUCUGCCAGAUUCAAAGACCAAGUUUGGAAAUAGAAUGUCGUGUAUGUCAAGACAUUACUGGAACUUCUUGACCAAAGAUCAGGAACAAAGUGUUAUACCAACAUCAUACAUACUGAUUACUGAAGAAUCUACAGAAACUGUCGACACCAUAUCUAAGCUGUUGAUAAGGUCGAAGGUCAAACUUCCAGAGCAGCUGAGACAGAUGUUAGCAGGCAGGAAUCAGGCACUUAAUCUAGAUAAAGAAAAGAGGCUUUGUCAUUACUUGAAAGCUUUUGGAAGAUGCAGACAUGAAGAUGUGUGUAAGGAUAGACAUUUGAUUGUACCAGAUAUUGAUGGAAGAAGUAAAUUAACUUGUGGAUAUGUCAAGAUAAGAAUGACAAAUAUAGUAGAUGCCAGUCAUUUCCAUGGAAUAAUUCAGGAACACAAAGCUCCAGAUGGAACAGUCACAGAUUUAAGAUGUGAUUAUACUAACCUCCUCUUCCAGAUGCAGUCUUUCUUUGGAGAUCAUAUGAACAGACAACGACACACAAAUAUGUGUAUUGGAGAUGUUUGUGCAUAUGAAUUUAGCGAAAUAUUUCACAGAGUGAAGAUUACAGACCUUGGUAAUUUGAACUCUAAUGAUGGAGGAAUAAUGGCGACUGUGAAGUUUGUAGAUGAUGGAACUGAACAGAAAGUAGAAGCAAAAAAAUUGUUUGACCUACCUCAGAAAUUGAAAAAUAUAUCAUUUCAGGCUGUUGAUGUAUUCAUAUGCAGAAUUAAACCUAUAGAUAGUGAUGAAGAUUGGACACCAAGGGCCAGUAUGUUCAUUCAUCAGCUUAUAGAACACAAAGAAUUAGAUGGCAGAAUUGUUUUAAGCAUGGAGAACACCCUUUGGCUUGAUCCUUUGGUUGAGGAGAUUGAAUUAACAGCAGUUGGAACAAAAGUGCAUAAAAUGUAUGUACGUUCAGAACUACUGAAGAAUGGUUUUGCUGUUGAUAACCCUAAGCAUCUACAAAACCUGUAUGAACUUUGUAAAGGAAAGAUAAAAAUUCCAGAUAUCAAUAAGGAAUUGCACAAAUCUGAAGAGACAUUAUCAGUAGACUUACUGCCAGAGAAUUCAGAGUUCCAUGAAGUUUAUGUAUCUGCAGUGGAGUUGCCCAACCUGUUCUUUGUACAGAGGAAAGAAUCUUGUAAACAGCUAGAAAAAAUGAUGGACUGUCUCAACAACACAAUGGACAGGUGUGACGAAAACAUGCCCUGUACAGAAGAAGAUUUAAAUGAGGCUAUAUGUGCAGCCAAAUUCCCAGAUGAUGACAGAUGGUAUAGAGUAAAGGUGAUUUGUGGACAGGAGGAAGGAAGUGUAGAGGUAUUUUAUGGAGACUAUGGAGAUAAGAGGACGGUUACCAGGGAAGAUCUAUUCCAACUCCCACACGAUUUCAUGAUGGUUCCUUUCCAAGCUAUUGAAUGUGAAUUAGCUCAUGUUCAACCCAGAGGUGAUGAUUGGGACGAUGAAAGUGGUGACCUGUUCUGGGACUUGACACAUAUGGUUAAUGAUGACAAGAAACGGAUUAUGGCUAGUGUUGUAUCCAAGUCUCCAGCAGUGUAUUCUGGAUUAUUUAAAUAUGAGGUAGUACUGUAUGACACAGACACAUCAGAUGAUGUAAACUUGUGUCAGGAACUAGUUUGGUCCAGCCUGGCAUCACCAAAACCUAAUUCACCACUCCAGGAGCUGUGUCCUAUUCCUCAGAUGGGCAGAAAAAUAUACAAAUCUACAGCACAGAAAAUACCAGAUCUCUGUGGCAUCAUAUACUGGGAAAAGAUCACAGAACGAGCCAAGAAAGCACCAAAAGAUAUCUUUAAUAUUGUUGGACAAAAUCUACAAAGUUCUCCAUUAGAUUUGAUAGGUUACAAGGCAUUGGCAUCCAUAAUUAAGAUGAUAGGAAGAAUCUCAGACCCUCCAUCACAUCAGUGGAUCUUAGAAAGUUUAUUCUCUUCAGCAAGAGCCAGUCAGAGGUUACAACAAGAAAUCAUUGAGCAAGAGUGUGGUAUAGGAAUAAUCAAAUGUCUGGAACAGAAUUGUAGACCAGAUAUACAAGAACAAGCAAUAAUAUCUAUAGACAAGUUCUUGGAAAUCAGUAACAGCUUCUUAUCUGUGUUUAAUAACAAGCGUACAAUAGAGAUUUUGUGCCAGUUUCUGGGCGUUGCAGAAAGGAUCUCAACUCUUGUUGAAAUCUAUACAGCUUUAUCAUCACUGUGUGUUUUAUCAAGCAAAAUAUGUGAAUGGGCUCAGAAUUUUGGUGUUUGUACGGUAGCACAGAAACACCUAGAAAAGAUCAGCGAUACCAGUGUAGAAGAAGCUGCCUUAAAAUACCUGGUUAAACUGAUGGAAAGGAGUGCUGAGCAGCUGAGAAAGGAUAAACUGAUGAGAGCAAUUGUAUCUGUGUUGGACAAGAGUCAGUCUGAAAAGUGUAUACUGUAUGGUGUAAAGCUUUGUGACAACUAUUGCCAUGACAACAGGAAAAACAAAACAGUUUUAUUGGAAUAUGGUGUUGCUGUCAUAUUAACAAGGAUCUUGAAUUCAGUCCACAUUUCUGAGGACACUAGAAAACAUUGCCAGACAUUAUACCAUGCCCUAGUAGUGAAAAUACCUCAAUCAACUUCUAUAACAAACAGACCAACAGGGCAUAUUGAAAGUCCCAAACAGGGGGCACAGCCUCCAGUGCAUUGGGUACAGAAUACCUUUAUAGUAGUUCUUAGUGUGAAGAUUAAAGCUGUUGUCACAUGUGAUAUUGAUUUCCAACCAAGGAAACUGGAAUUCAAGACAAAAGUUGAUGGAAAACCAUAUCAAUUCUUUUAUGAACUUUACGAUGAAGUAAAUCCGUCCAAGUGUAAAUAUGAAAUCAGAGGUAGUGAAGUUGGAAUUUCUCUAAGGAAAGUAGAGAAAGGACAAUGGCCAAGACUUACUAGGGAAAAAAUAAAGUAUUCCAAUUUAAGUGUAGAUUUUGAAAGGUUUGUUGACAGUUCAUCAGAUUCUGAAGUUGAUGAUGAAGAAAGACCAUUUAUGUUAACUAAAAGUAAGAACAAACAACUUCCAAGCAACUUGAAGAAACCAUCAGCUAUAGACAAAAAUACAAAUGAUGUCAGUAGUGAAGAGUCCUCGUCUGUAUCAGACGAGGAAGUAAAAUAUAAAACUUCAGCAGAAUAUAGUCCAUAUGAUAUAUUUAACUGAGAAUAGAGUUAUGCAGCAUCGUUCCUACUACCUUCAAGAUAAAUCAAGAUGGAAAAACUUAUGUGCUGCUACAAUUUUUUUAACACAAUUUGUCUACCUCCUAUCUGAGAUCUGAUCCAAAACAACUGUGAAGUUGAAAAAAGAUUGUUUGUGUUUCUUGUUUUGAAUGAGUAAAUGGGAGGGGAUCAUCCUUGAUUUUUUUUCCUGAUUUUUUUUUUUUACUUGUUUAGUUUGGGCUUUCUAGAAAUUUGAAGUGUAUUAUUUUCCUAGUUGAUUAAUAGCUUUGAAACAAUUUUUAUUUUGUUUAACUCCAGUAUAGUAAGAGACCCUGUUCACACUUGGACAUUUAGAUCAAUUUAUACGAGAUUGGUUCACUUUAGAACGAUUUAAGCCCAAUGUAAACGCUUUGAAUCAAUCUUGUAAAUUAGUCUAAUAUAAAACACAAAAAGAAGUAGUUUGUUUUGAAUCAAUCUUAGAGAACCAAUUUAACUGAUAUGUGAAAGCAGAGAUUGAUUUAAAGUAGUAUUAUUGAAUCGAAAAUAAUUUGUGCGCAAAUAUGGCAGAAAAAUCAAACAUAUAAUUUAUUACAAAAUGGAUGAACCACAUGAAAGUGCUGAAAAUAAACAAAAAACUAUAAGAACAGCAGUAUCAACAUUUGCACCUGUAACCUAAGUGAAUCAAUUACUUCAUCCAUUAUUUAUUUUUUUGCAAGUGUGUGUAUCAAAACAUUAAUUUGAUUAAAUAUUUAUACUUAUACAACUAAUACACAGUGAUAAUUAGGUCAGAUCAAUUGCAUUUUUACAAUGGAUUAUCUUGAGUCAUUCUGGUGUUUUAUUGACGUCGACAUUUCUACACAUGUGACUUGCAUUUUUGAAAACCAAACAUAUUUCGUAUAAUUACAUAAUUAGAUAAAUGAUAUGAAAAUGUUUUUUGUCGUGAGGAAUAUAUAUAUCAAUAGCAAAUCAUUGAAUACCAAUAAUUUGUGUUAACACAUGCAGAAGAAUAUCCUGAGAACGUUUUGCAACAAAAGUGGGAAAAUAUGAAUUAGUACUCAAAUCCUAUCAAUUAGAAAAACGAAUUAUAACAGAAGAGUAUCAUUAGAAUAGAAUGACAAACAAAUCCUAGGGGGAUCCAGGGGGGCCUAGACCCCCUUUUUGUGGGGAAAAUUUGGUUGACUAUAAAGGGAAUCACUGAAUGGAACGAGCUCCCUCUUGAGGCAGUCAGUGGGCCCCCCUUAUAAAAAUUUAUGGAUCAUUGCAAAAGGAUUAAAAUUUACAUGUAGAGGUAUUUAGAUGAUCUGCUAUAUAUAUAACUUGCUAUACAAUUAAAUAUGAUAUAUAUCAACAAACAUGAGUAUACUGAUAACAAAUGAUUAUAUCACUAAAAUAUAAUAGAUAUUACGGUGAGGUUGAAUUCCCUGCAAUUUAUUCAUCAUUCACACAGGAAAGUGUCUCAGAAAAAGAUAUAUUUAUGUAUCAUAACAACUAUCAGGUAUAACGUGACGGUACUUAAAUUGCACCUAUUUUGACAAGUUUUUUCACCUACGGUUUUUUUCUGAUAAAGACAAAAAAUUUCAUUUUGUGUUGAUUUUGUAGCUGUAUCCUUCUUUAUUAUGUAGGUACACCAAUUUGAUUUUUAAUCCCUAUUGAGUCAUAGAAAAAUUGGGUUUGAAUUGACCUCCAAACUAUCCAUGAUUCCGUAAUGAGGAGUACCCAAAUUGCACCAAUGCUUAAAUUUGUAUCGUCAAAAGUUGAAUAACAGAGCUUUUGUUUAAUUUCUUGAGAUAUUUUGAACAAUUGGAUAUUAGUCCAUGCUUCCUCUUCAUUUUUUAAGAAAUGGAUGCUUGUAACAUAUUGUAUUUGCCAAUUUUAAAAAGAUGACGUUUUAAUGACGUCGCAUGGCGUCGUUUUCAUACAUUUUACCCUUCCAGUAAACACUUCAUCUGUAGAUAAAUACUGUGACUGUUUUGUGUAAAUCUAAAUAUAUUUACCUAUCUUUAAAGACGUGCAUAGUAUCAAAUCAUAAAAUUACAAUCUUGUAAGAUUUCCGCUGCUAUUUUUGCCAAAUAGGUGCAAUUUGGGUACCUUUACGUUAAAGAUAUGAUUUUUUUCUGAGGCAAGUACUUGUGAUCCACUGGAACUUGCGGUCAUCCGAUGUUCAGUACUUCAGUACUUGUAGUUUGAAUGCAAUGGUUCAGGUUAAACCGAUAGAGAUCCUUAGGAUUAAAUAUGAUGUGAAGGCUAACUGGUCUUAUUUUAGAUCGAUCAAAAAAAUGCUAGUGUCUUACACACAGGAAAAGGCCAAACUUUUUAUUUUGUCAUUUAAUUUAACAAGGUGUUUUAACAAGUAAAAUUAAAAUUAUAAUUUAUAUUUUUAAUGCACAUUCACAAUAUAUCUGGAUUAACUUUUAUCAGGUAAACCUGAGAGCAAAUAUUUUGAAACCAAAAUACAUCAACAAUUGGUGUUAGAUUUCACUUUUUUUUGAAAGAAUGAUUAGAAUGUAGAAAGAUAAAAGGUCAUAGUGCUAGAAUACAGUGCUGUCAGUAAUAUUUGGCAGCACAUAUUUCAUGGGCAUUAGUCUGGCAUUCUAUGCAAUAGAAAAAGAGAUGUAAUACAAAUGUGAAACAAACUUUGAUUUUUAUUAAAUUCACAUGCUUCACAUACUUCUUAAUUCUUCAAAUAAAAGUCGAUGCAUUUCCCAUGUGAAAGACAUGUGAAGCAUGUGGAUUAGAAUAGAUGUCUUUUAUUUUUUUGAAAUGGCAAUGUCAGUAUUAAAGGUCUUAUGCAUUAUACAAAACAUUUCAAUUAUAUUCUGCAAUUAUUAUACUUCUUCUUGAUUUAUAUAGUUUGACAAUCACUGAAUGAUUUAUCAGGUACAGUUUAUUGAAAAUUUUAUCAUAUCAAAAAGUACAUAUUAACUUGUAAAUGAAUGUACCAUUUUAGAUCUAACAGCUUGUGUUCAAAACAAAAGAAUACUCAUCAUUAUGUAAAUAUGUAAAUAUAUAAACUUUUGUAUUUCUUAAUGAUUAUUUGAUCUAGUAUGUAUCAUCCCAUACAUCAGUAUAUAUAUUUCUACUACAUAUCAUAACAGUUAAUCUAAAAUUACCAUCAUGUUACCUUGUAAUUUGUCUAGAAUUGAUUGAAUUAUUUUAUACCAUUUGUAGUUAAGCACCUCUUAUUUAAUGCUUUUAGAGUGAUUUUAAGGUGUCCUGAAGUAAACUACUUUCUGUACAUAUUGACAGUAGUUAUUCUUGAGGCAAGACAUAUCUCCUUUUCAAAUUGACCUGUACAAUGUUUGACACAUUCUUAAAUAGCAAUAAUGAACAACUUAUAAAAUCAUUGUCAGUGCCAUAAGUCAGUCAUCUAACUCGAAUAUGCAUACAUGUAAUUUUUUUCAAAGUUAUAAGACAUUUUCACAUAUGUGGUUUAAUUUUUGGAGUCAAAGUGAGAUUCCUUUUUUCCAUAUAUGUGCGUACCUCUUAAAUCCUUUCGUGAUGUGGCUGCUCCUGUCAUUUAUUUUUCUUCAGCCAAUAAGUUCUUUUAAAAUUUAAUACUUUGAAUACAUCUAAUAGCUCCAUAGUUUUUACACAUUUAUUCUACAGUUCUCUACUUUCCAAAUUAAAACAAAUGGAUAAGUUUAGUAACUUUUUUUUAAAACAGAAACAUGUCUAAUAUCACUACACAGAGACUUUUUGUUUACACACAUCUCUUCAGUUCCUCAAUUAGAAGCACAUUAAGGAUAUUCACCCAUUUGUAAGACUUUAAGUGGUGACCCCCCUCUAUAUCCGCCUCUGACAUUAUGGUUCAGUUUGUUUUCAAAGUUUUUUCAAGACAAUUAUAACUUUGUCAAGUUUUUAUGGAAUUUUAUAAACUGAUUAUAAGAAACUUUUACAUGAUAUAAACAGUGGAAAUUAAGUGGCAAAAAAUAACUUUUCUGCUAACAAUGAGAUAUUAAAUUCAUCAAUGGUUUUAAGGUAUCCUGUGAGGAGCUUUUAAUGAUUUUUCUGCUGACUGCUUAUGUUACUGGAGCAAGAAAUUCUCUGUUUAAAUAAGCAACUUGUCAAUAGAGGUUUAAAUAUUUUAUUACAACAAACGCAGCAAAGACUAGCACUUAUGAAUUUCAGUCACUUGAAAAAUUAAAACAGAACUUCUGCCUAUAUAAACAUUUAAUGUGAUAGCACUGCACAAAAUCAAGAUUACAAGUUCUUUGAAAAAAGUAAAAUCUUUUAACGUUUAAUUAUUUAUAUUUUAUUUUAUUCUUUUCAUGAGUCACAGAAGUUGGUCAGUAACUACUCAAUUCUGUCCAAAACUUUCUUAAAAACUUUUUGGCUUCUAUUAAAGGGAAUGUUUUGAUAUUUGGUCUUGAUAAUGAUAAUGUUGAGUGAUAGAGAGUAAGACAAUUUUUCACAUCUGCUGUGUUCCUCUUAGCCUAUUGUUUAGAAUUUGAUACAACACUCAAUGUUCAUACGAAAUUUGUGACCGAGUUUUGUUGUCUUCUAUGAAAGUUAAAUUUAAAUAUUUGGUCUUGAAAUACUCAUUUAUGCUCUGUUGUACAAGUCAUCUCAAUCAAUUACAUGCAGCCAUGUAGGUCCCAGGUAUUAUAAUUUUAUGUCUAGCUGGCAUAAUUUUGUUUGAGAACCCAUAGUAUGUUUGCACCUCUCCAAGUCGGGAGCCUCUGGCCUUUGUAUGUCUUGUAUGAAUUUUGAUUUUAGUUCAUUUAUAUGUUUUGGAGUUAAGUAUGGCCUUCAUUAUCAAUGAACUAGUAGACAUUUUUUUUAGGGGCCAGCUGAAGCAUGCCUCUUGGGGCAGGAUUUUCUCACUGUGUUGAAGACCCAUUGGUGGCAUAGUCCUCAUUUCUUUUCACUAUUUUAUAGCAUUCCUACAUUUUCUUCGUUGUCAGCGUCAUCAAAAUCUGUGAUUGAAAAUGUAAAUAACUUAAUCAAGCCUUACUGGAAUUUUUGAAACUUAAGAAGUUUUUGUAGGAUCAAAAGACAUUGUCAGGAGUAUAUUUUGUAAUAUUUUUGAUAUCCUAAAUGUGUGUAUAAUAUUUGUAGCUGGAUGAUAAAGCAGCAAUCAGUCAAUCAACCAGUUUUUAUCUCAGGGUUACUUGUACCAUUUGUCAUCUGUUAGGAAAUCAUACAGUGCCAAUUGUCAGGUUUCAUAUAUAUUCUCUCCAGAAUUUAUGUACUACUUUAUUUAAGAAUUGAAUACUUCUAUUUGAAAAAAUUUGCAGAAGCUUUUCAUACUAAAAAUGUGUCCAAAGUCAAAGUUUUACAACCCUGUAAAAUUACUAAAAAAAGCAUUCAAUACUUAUAAUUUCAUUUUAUUGCUAGGAUCAUGAAAAUACAUUUGCUAUCAAUCAUUUUUCUUUUAUUUACCUGUGUACUUAUUGUGGAAGCUCAUGUCAUCAUGAAUGUUACGUUUCAUUUUGAAAUGAAGGUUGAUUUUAGAAUGAUGUGAGAUUGCUGAUAGCCAAUUAAAAUAAGGUAUUAUAAUGAAACAAACUUUUAAUGUAAUUAUUUCAAAGUAUAAGCCAACAUUUUGUUUGUUAUGUUAAUUUUGAUCUUUAUAUUGUAAUGUGAGAAUUCUCAAAUGUGGGAAGUAUUUCUGAGAGCCUAGGUAUUUUUGUUUGAAUAACAAAAAUCUUGUAGAAAUGUAGAUGAUUAUUAAGUUUUAUCUUCUUUUUGUUUUUCUUUUUGUUUCUUUAAAAUCCUUCAGGAGAAAGGAUCUUUAUAUUACCUGUAUAAAUGUAAAGGCAUGGAAACCUUUCCAAAAACUCUAAGACAGAAUCAUGAGUUUUAUUGUUUACUAUCUCUGGUUAUCAACAGCCCAGAGAUACAAUAGAAACAUUUAUAGCAGUUACAAUAAUUUACAAGCAUUUUCCAAAUAUAUCAAUAUGCAUCAAAGAUUUACAUCUUUAAAAGUUUUGUAUUUUGAAUAAACAAAAGUGAUAAUUAAGUGCACAUCAUGGACCGAAAGAAUUUUUCAAAUGAUAAAUAAGAUGUGAUGUUUUGGUCCUAGAAUUUUGACAUUAAAAAUGUGUAUGAACUAUUUAUUUUAUUUAAUUCUGGAAAUGAGGUUUUGGGAAAGGAAUAUGCUUUUGGUUUUCAACUGAACAACUUUUAUCAUUUAUAUUUUAGCAUCAUCCGGUGACUUCUGAAAUAUUUAAAAGUGUAAUUAACAUAUUCUCACUAAGAAUAUUACAUUGAAAAGAAUUGUUUUAUAAGCUCUGAUUCUUUUUAAUAAAGAAAAAAACAUUUAUUGUCAAAGUGAGCAUCUUCUGCAGAAAAGUUAAUUUUAUUUAAUUCUCAGAUGAUGUGAGUCAGAGUGAUGUUAAGAAAAAAGUAGCUUCCAUUUUAAUGUGUUCAUUAUUCAUUUCAAACUAUUUUAUGAACAAAAAUAAAAAAUAAAAAAAUG